Molecule: messenger RNA, 4719 nt
Organism: Hyaloperonospora brassicae
Lineage: Eukaryota; Oomycota; Peronosporomycetes; Peronosporales; Peronosporaceae
Source: the annotation of a GenBank genome assembly
AUGCUGUCGUCUGCCAAGUCUCUCGACGAUGGGGCAGCAGCACGACAGGCGCUACUACGCGACCCGAAGCGCAUGACGUCUCUGCUGAUGCGCGCGUUCUCGUCGUCAAUGUUGCACGAUUCCUUGAGCGGCGACGUCGCGAGACGCGCGAGUACAGAGCGCGAGGAAGAAGAGGAGGACGAGGACGACGAGGGAGAGGAGGACGAGGGAGAGGAGACGGACUUGGCACAAGGGAAGAAGCUGCGAGAGAUGAAGGGACGGGUGGACGCCGAUACGACUGCAGAGAGCGCGCGACUUCGCGUGGUGAUUGACCGCGUCGCCAAGGACGUCGACAGCGAUGAUGAGGAUGACGAUGACGACGACGCAGAAGAAGAGGAAGAAGAAGAGGAAGAGGACGAAAACUUGGGCAAACCUUUGGACGAAGACGAGCUGGAGGUGGUGGCAACGACGUUGCAGGCUGCCACGCGCAUGGUCGAAGACCUGCGGCUCAAGCGACUGCUGAAAGCAAGGCAGGAGAUGGACCAACCGCAGCAGGAUGAAGGUCGAUGUAUCGAUCAUUCUCUCUCGUUGUCAAUGGGGAAGACGCUUCCACGCGUGUCACGGUCAAGAAGCAAUUCUUCUACCGGGGGAGUACCAGGUCGGCCCGUGCCACGUGCUCGCGUGCGGUGCAACCCGGCUUGCAGCGGGUGCGGCAAAUCCUUUUACCCGUUUCAUCGCAGUAGAAACUGCACCGCAUGUGGAUUUGCGUUUUGCCCAAAGUGCUCGUCGAACUACGUGGUUUUGCCGUCUUGUUUCGAGCAUCGUGAUGAGUCCGUGCGCGUGUGUGAUCUCUGCACACGCUGGUUCCAGACAGCAAUGGACCACUACUUUGAUGUGAUGGACUUGGCUGACAGCCGUGAUCAAGAUGGUACAGUUGUUGAUGCCAGUGGUGUAGACGAAGGUGGUUCCGAGGAAACAUUGCGUGCAGCAUCCAGCUGCAGCAGUGGCUCAGUGCUAGGAUCAAGCUUCAGAGACGGAGCGUUUUCGCUGCUGACGCGUCCCCGAUCGUCGAUUUCUUCCCCGAAGGCCAGUAUUCGUGAUUCUAACGAUGAUGUUACGAAUGAGAAUCGCGAAAGCGACGAAAUUGGGGCUGUCUCGAGUACUACGGCGUCGCUAUCCAGGCAACGUCACCGGCAACCAACGACGACUUCUGCUCCCUCUUCAUCGAUGACCAAAACCAAGCCUUGGUUUAGCGGUCACUUACACGCGAUUCACGUCAACGAUCGAUUGCCGAGAAAGAAGAAAGCAAGAGGUGAAAGUGAAGGCGAUACUGAAAGCAACACAUUCGAUCGAAGAUACGCACGAAAGGGCCGUACAAGUAGUAGCGGUUCGGCUCCUUCUAAGAGUCGAUGUACGAACGAGGAAGUCGGCGACAGGUCCAGCGUACAGCACGAUGAGGGUGCAAAGCGAGUAUUGUCAAUAUCCGAGAGUGCUUCUAGAUAUUCGCCGAUUUUGAACGUCUUGCCGGCACGAAACCCCGACAGUCUUGAAAGCAAUGUUUUGGCACAGCCUGGAAGAAAAGCACGGAGAUCCAAGUUUUUGCGGUCAGCAAGCUUUGAUCUGGCCAACCUGCUUACAACUGUUUCUCCUAACGCAUCGUCAAGCCCUUCAGAAGCGAAGCGCUGUCACACGUUUGGUCCGGGUGAUGUUGGGGUCGUUGCUGCCGAUGCUAGUAGCUCUAGUGCUAACAGUGCGCGGUCAAAAAAGGCGUUUGAUGACAGCGACAUAGUGGAUGCGCGUGCCCAGCUUGACUCACCGGAAGUGAAGAUGGAAAGCGAGGCGAAGCUUGCUGCAGCAGUAUUGCGAUUUGCAGUUUACGAAAUGGGUGGAAAAGAAGGGACGGGAUUACGCCGCACGUUUGGAUUUUCGAAAGCAAACCCAGUGCUGGACCGAUACACUUUGGAGCUAGAUUGCCGCCAACGGGUUGUUCGAGUGAAGUCUGUGUUUAUGCAUCGCUUCUGGUCGUUUCAUUGUGAUGCUGUGCGGUCGUUCGUGUUUGGUUCGUCUGAAGGAAUGGCCCGCCUCAUCACGUCGAAUACUGGUCAGGAAAACCAAUCCCUUGAGCUAAAAUUUGCAAAUGAUGAGGAAAGAGAGCAGUUCAAGCAAGCGAUUGACAGCUGUCGAUCCGCCAACCUCUAUCGUAUGCGUGGACUUGCCCCACGAGGCGCAAUAUCGAUUCCUGUACGGACUGAAAUCUCAACGUCCCGUAUUCUGGACGACUUUCGCUCGCCGGUACCCGAAGAACCAAACACUUUGUUUAUAAGAGACUCGCCAGUAUCCGUUGGGUCCGAGUUGGCACCGAUUCAUGACACUGUUGGUAGCAACGUGAUUUACCCUUCGACUCCGCAGUCGAUAUGUGUGCCACUGUUGCCAGGAGAAGUUGUAUCGAAAGACACGGAGCUCCAGGCAACUUUGCUGAUCGGCCCUGUAAGCGAUACGUGUGAGCCCACCCUAGUUUGGGGACGUCUACGCGGUAAAGUAGCUGUGACGAAUUACCGCGUGAUUUUCUUACCGUUCGAUCGUGUGCAGGUCCAGUCACGAUGUGGAGGACAAGGCGACAUCGCGUACAUUCCGUUGUUUGCGAUAACUCAAGUCCAGCUCCUUUGUCCCGGUGGCCGUCGAGCAAAAUCUGGCCGCACGAAUAACGCGGGAACGGCAAGCUCUGUACAUAUUAUUGUAGUUAGUUGCAAAGACAUCCGCGUGAUGCGAUUCCAAUUGGACACUGUCUCCACCGGUUCAGAUGACUAUGCGAUGAAAUUGCAUUCGACGAUAUCGAAGCUAGCGGAUGCUUCUCAGCGAUACUCGAUCGUGGAUCGGUGCAGCCCUACAAGCACGUCUUCUCUCUCGUCCCUUGCGCCGCCAAGUUCUACUGACGGUGCUGGCCAAGGACUAGAAAGAGAUGCUGAUGGUGAAGAAGCAAUGCUGUAUAUGAGCAGAGAGUCCACCUUCCAUUCAACUCCUGGUGGAUCACGAAACCCAGCCUAUGCUGCGUCACCGGUACUUCGUCCUGGUCGAGUUUCGACGCCUUCCCGAGAAGUCAGUGGCUCGUUUGCCUUUGCUUAUUCCAUUGCAGAUAUUCCUGUGGAUCAGGAUGGAUGGAAUGUAUUUGUCGACGAGCGAGAGUUCAAACGACAGAUUGGCGGAGAUUCUGCCGUGUCGCCAUUUCUGAAGUACUACAAAAACGACAAGGGCAAUAUCUGCAAGUCGUAUCCGUCGAAAUUGCUCCUACCCGCUUCGAUGAACUCGUUAACGUUGGCGAAGGUAGCUGAUUUCCGUUCGAAGAACCGCCUGCCUGUGAUCACAUACUACCACCGACGAAACAGGUGUGUAUUGACCCGCUCUAGCCAGCCCCUCCUGGGUAGCUUACUGUCUGGGACUUCGAACGUAUCUGACCAGCUUCUUUUGGGAGUUUAUCGUCGACUGCCGGAUAUUAUCGAAAACCAAUCGCAGUCAUCAGUAUCAUCUCGACCGAUCUAUAUAUUCGAUGCUCGAAAGCCGAAGGCCUCGACAGGGAAUCGACUCAUGGGCAAGGGAGGUGUAGAGACUUCUCAAGAUUACCCUGGUGCUGUCAUUCACCAUCUCAACAUUGCCAACAUGUACCGGAUGCAAUCAUCACUUAUGGGACUGAUGAAGCUAUUCCUGCCUGGUGGCACUGGAGACACCGAUCGUGCGUGGCUAUCCAGUGUGGAGUCCACAAGGUGGCUGGAUCACGUGCGGUUGGUUUUGGAUGGCGCAUUGAAGAUCGCACGCGUGUUGGAACUGGAAGGAGCAUCUGCGCUUGUGCAUUGCAGCGACGGUUGGGAUCGGACGCCGCAGUUGUGUGCCCUGGCGCAGUUGAUGAUUGAUCCCUACUACCGAACCAUUCGAGGAAUCAUGUGCCUAAUUGAGAAAGACUGGUGCGCGUUUGGCCAUAAAUUCAGCGAAAGAACUGGAGGAGAUCGCAAUCGCGACCCACAGCGGAACAAAUCCUCGCCCAUCAUGCUUCAGUUUAUUGAUGCUGUGUGGCAGAUGCAACGUCAGUAUCCUCGUUCAUUCGAGUUCAACGAGCGCUUUUUGAUGCACUUGGCGAAUGCGAUGACCUCUGGACUUUACGGGACAUUUCUGUAUGAUUCGCGGCUUCAGCGAGAUGUGAACGAAGUGAAACGUCACACAGUGUCAGUUUGGACGCCGGUGCUGAUGAAUCCAUCCCUGUACGCAAAUAGCAAGUACGAGAUGUACGACGGACCUAUCUGGCCCUGGGUCAGCUGCAAAACGAUUCAGCUUUGGGAAAACUACUUUUUCCAGUGGCAUCCCAAGUUUUACAGGUGCCGUUGGGCGUGCAGCUUGGUUCACCACGGCGCAUCUGGAUCGGCUUGCGACACAACAAGCAGCGUCGACACUCGUGGUGACAGGGAAGCGGUCGUUGUGGAGCACGAUACCCCGCAUCGUGAAACCCCAGUGGUCAGCGACCCGCCAGCACUAGAUCUAUUGUCAACGCCUACAAAUUCCGCUGUGGCCGACGAAGACGGCGACCAUGGUGGUUCCUCUUUCGAAGAAAGCGAUGCAGACUGUCCAAAGAGAGCUCGAACUGCCAGCGAAGCGUACACGCAGAAGGCGUCAAAGCGAAAUCUUUUUGGCCUCGGUCGAUCAAGUCGUCAACGGGCUCAGAGCGAAGAGAAUGGGAGUCAAGCAGUAUGCUAG